Messenger RNA from Hordeum vulgare subsp. vulgare (domesticated barley), 1755 nucleotides. RefSeq lists its product as uncharacterized. Bases 100 to 1755 code for a protein of 551 amino acids. Gene Ontology annotation, cellular component: membrane. The transcript is spliced from 10 exons. The record is from RefSeq and is a predicted model, not a curated record. Lineage: Eukaryota; Viridiplantae; Streptophyta; Magnoliopsida; Poales; Poaceae.
GGUGAGUAUAUAUACGAUCUGAUUGUCUCCAUUUCGUCCUCCUCUUUGAUUUUCCCUUGGAGAUAGCGCUCUGCAGUCCAUGGUAUUCCACUUGCUGACAUGGAGCCGAGGAGACUGGAGCGGUUAGUGUUUCUGCUCUGCUGCUGUGCGGCCAUCACAUGCAGCCUGCACGCGCGAGCUCAGGCCAAAGACACUACACAACAAUCCCAAGGCUCACCCCACAAUGGAGCAGUGGGUAGGGUUUUGUCGGAGACGGGGAAUAGAUCGCAUAGCGAACUUUCAAGAAGAACGAGAAGAAUCGAUCCUUUUGAUGGAUUAAGGAAGUAUGAGGGAGGGUACAACAUCACAAACAAGCAUUACUGGAGUUCGACCGUAUUUACAGGUAGAUCUGGAUACAUCAUUGGUGCAUUAUGGCUUAUUGGUGGUAUUGUUUUUGCGGGAUUCCUUCUUGCCUCGAAGAUUUUCUUCACCAAAAAUAAGGAAAGAGACAGUGUCAUCGACUAUUUUCUUGACAGAUGCCAACUUUUGUCUGUCAUACUUUUCAUUCUUCUUGCAGUUUUUGCCAUAGUUGCAUCAGCAUUUGCGCUUCUCGGCGCUGUAAGAUUUCAUUCUAGAGCAGAGUCCAUCAAAGACAUCGUUGGGAGAACUGCGCUUGAAGCGACAGCGACAAUUUACAACAUUACAGGAGCCAUUGAGAGGAUGGAGAACACAUCCAAACUAUACAACAUUAGCAGCCAAUCCUUUGAUCAUCUGAACUCGACAGUAAAGACACUCAAAUCUGAAGCCGUGGAAAUUCAGGCGAAGGCCGAGAAGAACAUGCGCUUGGUCACCAAAGGCAUCAACACAUUAGAACUUGUCAUCAUUUUAACCGUGACGCUGAAUCUUGCCGUGGUUCUUGUCUUGCUAGUGGGAAGACCUCUGAGGCUACAGAAACUGUACUACGUGUGCAUAGCCUUUUGCUGGGUACUGACAGUUCUCUUCUGGAUGUACUUCGGACUGUACUACUUCCUCGACAAGUUCGCCGGCGACACGUGCGCGGCCCUCGAGGAGUACCAGCUGAACCCCAAGAACAGCACGCUGGGCGCCAUCAUACCCUGCAGCGAGAAGCUGUCCGGCAGCGUCAUCCUGCACGAUGUUGGUGCAGGCAUACAUGACAUCAUAGACCAGGUGAAUUCGAACAUUUACACGAUCAAGUCGGAGUACGCCGUGAAGCAGCUGGACUACAUCUGCAACCCGUUCGCCGGGCCGCCAGCGUACCGUUACCGGCCGGAGAACUGCGCUUCCGGCGCCGCCACCAUCGGUGACAUCCCUCAGAUCCUGAGGCGGCUGACGUGCUCGGACUUGGGCGGUGGCGCCAACUGCGCGCCGGCCGACCUCUCGUCGGCGAUCGACUACGACAAGGUGCAGACCUACACGAGCUCCAUCCAGAACGUGCUGGACAUCUUCCCGGGCACGGAGCGGCUGGUGAGCUGCGAGCUGGUCAAGGCCGGCUUCGCGGACAUCGUGGGCAACCAGUGCGCGCCGCUGCGGCGCGGCGCGCGGGCGACGUGGGCCGCGCUCGCCGCCCUGUCGACGGCCAUGGCACUGCUCGUGCUCGCCUCGGCGGCAUGCGGCGGCGUCGGAGGGUCGCGCCACGCCGGCGACGACCGCCACUCGGUGAGGCACCUCACGUCGUCGUCCAACUCGGAGAUAUCGGAGACCGAGCUCGCCGAGGUGCACGCCAAGAAGGUGCGAGUCAAGGUCGUCGGGCCGUGA